AUGCAUUGCCAAAAUGAUUAUCAGCUGAGACAGCUCUGCCUUCCACCUCCCACCAUCUUGGUGAAGAGUUUUCCCAUGAAAAAAUACGUGGAUGCCUGUGGUGUCGUCCGUAACAUCCAGUCCUUACCUCCCUGUGUGGAUCCCUGCUGCUACGCUGGGAUUCCGCAGGGCAACACCACCUAUGUGAACCUGGGUAAUCUUGGUGUGACACAGAGUGCCAGGUGCGUGGAUCCGUCCUGCUUCGGAGUCACCGCGUGUGUGCCUCCGUGCUGUGACGAAGUGAUCAAGUGUACCACCAGACGAGCGGACCCGUGCUGCUGCAAAGUGACGGAGUGCACCACCAGAUGCCAAGAUUUGUGCUGCGAGGAAGUGACCAAGGGCACCACCACGUGCGUGGAUCCCUGCUGCGAGGAGGUGACCAAAUGCACCACAAGAUGCGUGGAUCCCUGCUGCGAGGAGGUGACCAAAUGCACCACAAGAUGUGUGGAUCCCUGCUGCGAGGAAGUGACCAAAUGCACCACAAGAUGCGUGGACCCAUGCUGUGAGGAGGUGACCAAAUGCACCACCACGUGUGUGGAUCCCUGCUGCAAGGAGGUGACCAAGUGCACCACCGCGUGCGUGGAUCCCUGCUGCGAGGAGGUGACCAAAUGCACCACAAGAUGUGUGGAUCCCUGCUGCGAGGAAGUGACCAAGUGCACCACCAC
This is a messenger RNA of Cariama cristata (Red-legged seriema), 704 nucleotides long. RefSeq names its product keratin-associated protein 4-2-like. Lineage: Eukaryota; Metazoa; Chordata; Aves; Cariamiformes; Cariamidae. The annotation marks the transcript as partial. The record is from RefSeq and is a predicted model, not a curated record. The transcript has a single exon.